Molecule: messenger RNA, 540 nt
Organism: Perkinsus marinus ATCC 50983
Lineage: Eukaryota; Perkinsozoa; Perkinsida; Perkinsidae
Exons: 1
Source: RefSeq, a predicted model, not a curated record
AUGUUUGGAUUCGCUAUUCUUGUGAGUACCGUCGCCGCUAUAAUGGCCUCUGGAGUCCCUAGUGGAUGGUGUGAGGAAGACCAUAAUGUCUUUGUUGAAGAGGACUGUUACGAUAAUCUCAUCUCGUGUGAUUUCCUACCAAGUGGUGGUAUUAAGAUGGUUGACUAUGAUAUGACGAUGAAAGGUUAUUGGGAUUUCCUCAUAUCUGCUCAAAACCUGAGCACUGGUGAUUACUCGGUAUUCCGGACUACUACUACCCUCAAUGGUGUUCCUACGGGGGAGAUGAUGAUCAAUGCUAAGGCCGACUCAAUCGCUGCUGCUUCUACUGAUUACAAACACGAUAGCUAUGCCCCGAUGUAUAUUUGGGCUAUUGUUGACAACGAGAUCAGACUCUAUGGCACUCCCGAGACCAGUGAUAUUGGUUUAGGUGAGUACAAGGUUUUGGAGCCUGCGAGUGGUCAAUAUACUUGGACAUCAGUUAGUUGGAAUCAGGAUGAUGAUCAUCCUUACUUGUACGCUGUUGAUAGCAAGAACAAUCAG